AUGACCGAACAUUACCGGAUGCUUGAGAUCCUCUUGGACCCCUCUCGCUAUGGGUCUAUUGCUGGACGUUUGUUCUUUCUUUCCUUGAUACUGUUCGCCAUGGCGUUUACGUACUGUGUCACGGACCUGUCUCACCGCCGCGAGGACAACUGGGACACGGCGACUAUCGAUGGCGCAAGCACCGUCGACCUGCCGGCCAGUAGCAUUGAUUACAUCAAGUCUACGUCGCCAAUGUACUGCUGUUCGGAAGACGUCGACGACGACUUCCCUUUAGAAUGCGCCAUGAGGGACCCGGCUCCCGAGACGCACUCCGUCACGCACCCAAAUGCACAACAGAUCAAUGAAAAUUCUACGGGAACCGACGGUCGCCAGGGAGCGCGUGCUGGGAACCAGCUUUUCGUGGGCAAGGUCCCUUCGGGCCUGUCUGCACCCGGGUUGCAAGACGACUUGGUCAGGCACCCGGGAAUUCCGAUUCCCGGCCUUGGCAGUGCUAGGGGACGCGCCGGUGGGAACAUGUACUCAAACAUCUACGCCCCCGUCGGAGUGGCUUUCCAGGGCCUACUCGAUAAGCCUGCAAUCCGCAAGGCCUCCAGACCCAAGCUUACUCGCCGAGUAAGCGUUCUAGACUACAAAGAACAGAAAGUGCGCGUCAAUGCCACCUUCAAACACGGAAGGCGCAAGAGCAGUGUUUUUGGUACUGUUACUUCUCCAGACGUCGAUCUCAUCAACUGCCGUACCCUUUCCCUCAAUAUCUAG
This is a messenger RNA of Gregarina niphandrodes, 756 nucleotides long. Its product is annotated as putative transmembrane protein. The record is from RefSeq and is a predicted model, not a curated record. Lineage: Eukaryota; Apicomplexa; Conoidasida; Eugregarinorida; Gregarinidae. The coding region runs from base 1 to 756 and encodes 251 amino acids. The transcript has a single exon.